This is a messenger RNA of Plasmodium inui San Antonio 1, 5172 nucleotides long. RefSeq lists its product as hypothetical. The transcript is spliced from 6 exons. The record is from RefSeq and is a predicted model, not a curated record. NCBI's taxonomy places the organism in Eukaryota, Apicomplexa, Aconoidasida, Haemosporida, Plasmodiidae. Bases 1 to 5172 code for a protein of 1723 amino acids.
AUGAUGCUCGAUAAAUUCAAAAACAUCGUUAACCUUAACAACAGCGGGGGGGAAAAGGAUGAAGCGAAGAACGCGGAGGGGCACGAAAACCCAGAGGCGAGCGCGCCAGUACGGGGGGAUACCUCUCUAGAAGGAGCAGAGGAUAAAACCUUCUUCGAUGAAAUGCUAGGAGCGCCACAGUACACAUAUGAGCAGUUCCUCAAGGUGUUAAAAGCCCCCCAGGAGGAAAGAGGAGAUACGGAUGAUUUGAGAAAACAUUGGGGGUACCCCAGGAGGUGGAAAGUCAUUCUGUGGGAUCUGCAGAUCCAGAAUUAUAUGAACAGCGAUUUUAAUGCUUUUGUCGAUUUCGACUUUGGAGGGAACCGCGAGGAGUGUCGCAUACAGAGAGGCUCCAACAUGAAAAUCUACGCAAAGGGGAAGACGAAGAAUUGCCUGCGGACCCAUGUUGUCUCCAACGUUGCGGCGGAGCAAAAAAAAGACAUGAAUUUUAGGAGCGUCUUUGAGUAUAGAGGAUCGUAUCUAGACCUAGAAAAUGAAAAACUAAGAAUAAAGGUGUGGGAGUAUAAACAGCUCACAUUAAAUAAACUGGAAGGAAUAUACGAAGAGCCGCUUCUCUCAUUUGCAGUAGGACAAAUUUAUAACGAAACGACGUUAUACAAAUAUAUGAAGGAUACCCGAGUGAAGCGCUGCCGCCUCUUCUUCCAACUAUACUUCCAGGAGCUAUACGAUUUUGAGUUAUCAUUUCUGAAUUGGUCCUUUAGUGAUUUGCUUUCCUACACAUACGUACAAGCUAAGAGCUUAAAGUACGUAGAGGACGAUCCGGAUAAACUAGGGAGACGAUUUAACAACAAUGGACGGUGUCAUUUCUUCCCUAAGGGAGGAACCUGUGUAAAGGUUAAAAGGUUGAAUAAAAAAAAGAAGAAAAAAAUCGAAAAUCAAAUCACAGAGCAUGGGAUCGGCAUGAAUUCCUCUUUCAAUAGUGCCUUGUCGGAUGACUCAGAACGAAACAAUAAAAAUAGUCAACAUAAGAACAGCGGUGCCAAAUAUAAAGAGGAUCGCCUGGCAAGAAAUUUAGAAAAAUUGUUCUUCCGGAAUGUCAGUUUGAUGCAGAACGUUGAAGAAAACGAACAAUUAUCCUACAAAAAUGUGAAUAAUGUGGAGUUGCCAAAUCCCAGAGUUACCAUCACCUUGACGCACACGCCCAAGGGACACGAAGGACUGACUUUGGUCUCCAUGGAGCAGAAGGCCAUCUGCUUCCCCAUUUGGGAGAACCUGGGAGAGAUAUACUUCCGGGGCACGCUUCGGGACAUCGACAUGUCCUACUUGAAUAUAAAAGUCGAGGAUAUGUCCGCGCCCAAGAGCAGCCGAGAAAUCGGGACUUGUCAAAUUCCGCUCAAAGGAGUCGUGGACUACCCGUACGUCGCACACCAGCUGGAGGCACCCCCCUGGCUUAUCGAAGAAGCCAAAUACGAGGGCUGGGAGGACAAACUGGAGGAGUGGAAAUUCGGCACGGUCGAUGGAAAAGUUAUAAUAGCGAGGGUGCCUCGAUACAGACAAAUGGGAGAUAUCUACCACAUGGAUUGUCGCUAUGCCUACCUCAUCGUCCACAUAUUUAACAUAGACCAAAUAGUAACAGUCGAGAACGUAAAAGAAUUGGAUACAUACGUGGAAGUCUCCUUUGAUGAAACCAGCAGGAGAACACGAUUCGUAAAGAAAACCCUGUCACCAAACUAUGACAGCCAAAUAUCCAUCCCACUACGGUUCAAUCAUAAGAGUCAAGUGAACUAUCAAAAUUUUAGCAAAAAGGGACGUAUCUAUAUUGACGUUUGGGGGAAAGCAGACGACAUUGUGUACGUGGGAGGCGUAUCCAUAACUCCAUACGAAAUAUUCUUCAACGAAAAAAAUGUGAAAAGAAAAAAGAGCAGAUUGGAACACAUCGAUUUGGAGACUAAUGUGAAGACGCCAUACGACACAGUGGUUUACAGAGGAUGCAAAAAAUUGCUCUUCCUCCACGAUGACCAAAGAAUCUCAAACAUACAUUUUAGCAUAUGGACGUAUCCAGAUAUGUUAAGUAACGAUGAACAUGACCAUGUCGUAGCUCCACCUGUGUUUAAUACGACCAAAAAUUUCCCCUCCAGGUUGGCAGAAAAAUACGAGAAACUCAAAGCACUAUAUUUUCAGGUACUUAAAACGAUUAGAGGAAUACCAGAAGGAUGUACCGACAUAUAUAAGACGAAACGAUUUUUUAAUUACGAACUGUUAAAUCAGAGGAAGGAGAGUCAUUUUCUGCCAACCCUAAUUACAAGUGUUAAAUCUCCCUACGGGGCAGAGUCGACAAAUGCUAUCUUUCACUACGUUCGAUGUAUACCCUUUAUCCAUAAAAAGGACAAUAUCGCUUUUACACCAGAUUUUACACUUCAGCUAAAAGGGGGUAAUGCCCUAGACCAUAGCCUACUACUGUGUAGUCUCUUCUUAGGCAUCCCAGUCAUAUCCUUUGUCUGCUUUGGAACACUGUGGGAUAAUCAAAAGCAUGCAUGGGUAUGCACCUUGGAAUAUAGUGAGGAGAAAAAUUAUGGAAUGAUCAAAUUUUGGGAAACAACCACAGGAAAUGUAUACACCUUAAAAAAAAGAUUUAGUGAUAUGAACAAGUUAAAAAGUCUGGAAAUAAAAUUGAGUGAGUCCAAGUAUAAGUCUCACUUACGGAAUGGCUUUCUGCAAAAAAAUGGAAUGACCUCAAAUGAUGUUGACAAAAUAAAGGAAGAGACAAAGAGGCAAAUUAAGGAACUCUUUAACAACAGAGUAACUGAUAUUCCGGUGGGCGGACCAUCCGUUCCAUACAAAACGAUUGAUCUCAUUUUUAACAAUAAAAAUAUUUUCCUCAAUCUUCAAGAUCCGAACCCUUUAAAUAUCUGGUAUGACUACUGGAAGGUAGACUUAUGGUUUCCCUUCUCUUCCAUUGAUUACAAGAUCCAGCCGUGUUUCACCAUAAAGAAUUAUUCUCACAAGAUAGAAGACAUGGAAUUGGAUAGGCUAGCAAAAGAACUUAGGGGUAACAUUGAAAAAAAUAUCAAUAUUUAUAGAGCUUCUCGGAACUUGUCCACUAGAUGGAACCGAGAUGAGACUUUAGAACUAUUUUUGCAAGUCGGGUUGGAGUUACUGCACCAGCUGAACACGUCGCGGAAAGAAGACGCACUGCUAGCCAAACUGAAGAUUGAAGACUGGAAAAAAGCCCUCUACUAUAAAGUCCCACAGAGCCAUAGACUACUCGGAUUUCCCUACCAUUUUAACACGUGCAAAUCCAAGUUCAUUUCGGAUAAACUCAUUAGCACACUUGCUAUUUUAGAAUCCAGGGAUAGAUCCCUGUGUCUUUCGCUAGCUGUCUGCUUGUAUAGCCUCCCCGGAGACUUUAUUUCGGCUUACAUUUACAUCAUUACCUGCGUGAAGAUAACGCAGAGGGAGCUGCGCAAGAUGGAGAUCAUCAAGGAGAAGGCACAAAGAAAAGCAGAAAUGAAGAACGCCAGAAGAAAACAGAAAGGAACCCUGGUAGAUGCUGACGCGCUAGCAGAAAUAAACCUUGAGGAGACACUAAAGGAGGAUGCUCAGGCCGAUGACGUAAAUCUGGACAUGAUGAAGACUCACUCCAAUGACGAAACGGCGCGGAUAGAAUCCACAAAGAACACAGAGAGAGCUUCGAAAAAGAAGAAGCUAAAGAAGUCGGUUGAUUUGAUCAAUCUCUUGCUUGCGGUGAAGAAAGGAGAUCGAAAAAAUGGAGGAGGGGAAAAUGAACAAGAGGACGCACCCAUGGGGAAGUCACAGGAAAGUUUAACGCACGUGAAGGAAGGUGAUUCCACCAAAAAUGGAACCAGAGAAAAUGAGCUUGAGACAGAUGCGUAUCCGCCACGAGAAAAGGAAAGAAAGGAUGACCACAUGACCGAAGAGGCACCCGAGCGAGACGGCUCAGUGGUUACCCUCAAGGGGAGCAUCACAGCUGCUGACUUGACUGAUUGGAGGACGGGCAAAAGGGUAGAGACAAAGGAGUUGAAAAGGAAGAAAAAAGAAAAGAGGAGGGAUAAGGAGGGCAAAUCGGAGCGGAAAAAAGAUCGAGAAAAAGAGAGAAGAUCGGAGAAGGAAAAAAACCAACUAGAAUUCGAAAAGCUAAUAAAAUCGAACAACUAUUUUGAGAAGGAAAAGAAAAAACUGCAAGAGGACAUAGAAAAGCUGGAGAGAGAAAAGGAGGAAUUCAAGAAACAGAAAAUGCUAAGAGAGAAGAAAGAGAAACAGAUGCUGCUGGAAGAGAAAAUGAAGCUCGAAAAGGAAAAGGAACUCUUCGAGAAUGAGAAAUUAGAACGGAAGAUGUCCUACAUGCUGAAAAUUAAUGAGUGGGAGAAGGAGAAGGAGCGGAAGAGGAAAGACGAGCAGAGGAAGGGGAAAGAGGAGGAACAGAAGAGGAAAGAGGAAGAGCGGAAGAGGAAAAAGAAGAAAAAAAAAAAAAAGGAAGAACUCCGCAGGAAAAGAUCAGAGGGGAUGAGCAGUCCUGAAGGGGACGAAGAGGCAUAUCGGGAAGAAAAAAAGGAGAUGGAGAGAGAGCGGGAGAUGGAAAAAGAGCGAGGGAGAGAGAAAGAGAGACAGCGGGCGCGGGAGAAGGAGAAACAGCAGGAGCGCCAGAUGGAGAGACAAAUGGACAGAGGGAUAAGUAGAGAAAUUGGCAGGAAAACGGGGAACGACGUAGAGGCACAGCCCGCCAUGCGGGAAAAGUACUCAGACACAAAUGACCUUAGCGAGAUAAGCAUCUUUGACGAGGAAUUGGACCUUAACCAGAUGUAUUCGAAGACGUCAAAUCUGUACGACUUAAACGAGAAGAAGAAGAAAAAAACAAUAAGAGUGUAUACAAAUAAGAAGGAAAUUAGCUCCACGUCCAACCUCUCGAAAGAUAUCGAUGAGGUGAAGAACAAAGUGGAUGAGAACCCCAACAUCGCCAGGUACCUAUACGGGAAGACCAAAAACAAGGAUGCCGGGAAGAGAAAUUAUAAUUACGACGAGCCUCACUAUGGGAAAAAUAUGAACGAAAUGACAUACACAGAAAUGAAGAGGAGUGAUUUAUUUAAAGGCUUUGCUGAUGCUUCAUCUGGCAAGGCUAAGAAAAAAGUUGUGCUCGUGAAAAGGAGAGGAUAA